Sodiomyces alkalinus F11 is the source of this 2906-nucleotide messenger RNA. RefSeq lists its product as hypothetical. The record is from RefSeq and is a predicted model, not a curated record. Gene Ontology annotation, molecular function: protein binding. The transcript is spliced from 2 exons. Bases 342 to 2567 code for a protein of 741 amino acids. Gene Ontology annotation, biological process: endoplasmic reticulum unfolded protein response. Lineage: Eukaryota; Fungi; Ascomycota; Sordariomycetes; Glomerellales; Plectosphaerellaceae.
CACCAAACGUCCAAUAUGACCAUCCGCAACCUUUAGCAUCGCUGUCCUCUGCAUCCUGCCACUGCGGAAUAUAUGGUCUUAUCCCGUCCAUCUGACCGUUGCUUCUCUUUUCCCUUGAAUGAUAUACCCCUGCGAGCUCGUUCUGCUACUCGUGCUUCGCGCUUCGCUUUUCUUCUGAGAUGAACGUCACCCACUGUUUCUAGUGACAAACACCUCAGACCGCGCACGUGCUCCGACGAUACGAAUAACGACCACAGUUUCACGACUCGUUCGAGUUCUCGCUCGAGUUCCAAUACUCUGGACCUCCUUCAUCGACUGCGAAAUCAAGUUAUAAGGCGACCAUGUCUUCGGAAGGGUCGGCUUCCCGCCCGCAACCAGCGCCAAAGGCAGCGGCUAGCGAUCCGCUCUCGGUGAAUCUGAACGUCAUUUCGCCGUCGACAAUCGUCGGAACUGGCCCUCCUCUGAGCUUUCCCGGCCUUCUAGCAAGCACGACGGUUGGCCAAUUAAAGGAGAAAAUUCGCAACUUGCUGCCGAUAAAGCCCACCGAUGCACAACAGAGGUUGAUUUACAAGGGGAGGGUCCUGCAGCAGGAUGACGAGACCCUGGGUCAAAUAAUGGGCGAGCACACGCUUCGCGAACACAACUCACAAACGGUCCAUCUCGCUCUUCGCGGCCUCCCUGACCCUCAACCACCCCCAGCCCCCUCGCUUCGCGGACGGAGCCCGGCUUCUAGCGACCAUCGCACCUUCGCAAGUUACACCAGCUCGCUUCCCGCUUCGCGACAACAGUCCCCUCACUAUCGAUUCGCGCCGACUCCUUCACCGGGUCCCUCGAGAAGGAAUCAAGGAGGCAGCCGAGAUGCAUUCCCUGGCUUCGUGGUGCCCAACGCUCCGACUUUUACGCCUCAGCAGGUGCAUCAGAUGCAAUCCCAGCUGUCGCAGACCAUGGCUGCCUGGAAUAGCGGUCUGCAGAGGGAGGCCAUCAGCAGGGCCAUCGCUCACCAACAGCUGAGUCAAAACCAACCGGGCAGAGGUAUCCCGGGGCUUGGGGCUCAGGGUCUUGGGGAGCCCGGCGGCCCAGGUUCCGUCUCGACUCAUGGUGAUGCCCUUCCUAGGGGCCGAACAAGCCCCGGGGUGCAUCCGUACACACGCACAGUCGUCAGGGAGGGUACAUUGCCGGAUGGGCAGCCAUAUCGUGUCACUAAUACUGAGACAUGGACGCCUCUAUCGGUGGCGGAGGUGCAGAACAUCCUCAGGGGCGCCGAUGCCGGUCAGGCGACUCAGGCUAUGACCAACGCGAUGCAGCGAAGCGACCCGGCGUUGACUUCUGGAAGCCCUUUGGCGCCAAACCCGCCUACUUCUACGCCCUUCUAUCAGUCUCUCGGGUCCAGGGCCGGCAGCCGGAGAGCAACUCCAGACCCCGGAUCACGGUCGGUUAGUGGGGCCAGCACGGUUCCGACAGCAAAUGCCACCCAUCGAGCGGCACCGCCAUCUGGUCCGGAGGUUUAUAUAUUAUCCUCGCCCGAGGGACCUCGAGCCCUCCUCAUCAACAGCUUGUCCGACAUGUACUAUACCCCCGCCGGUCGCUCGCCACUUCCGCAACUGGCGUCAACUUUCCCGCGACCUGGAGGAAUCCAACUGCAGCAAGGACCGUGGCCUCCAAGUCACUUGGGCACACCAUCCGCCCACCAUGGCAACAACCCACAGCAAGUACGAGACGCGGGACCUUCGCCCCAACCACCAGAGUCGCAGCAGCCGCAGGGCCGACAGCAUCCUCGACAGCAAGAGCAAGCAUUGCCAGCCGUCGCGCCUGUCCAUGCCCAUAAUCCCGCCAUCGCCCCUGUCGUGGCCCAAAUGUGGCCGCAUUUCUGGCUCCUCGUUCGUCUCGGCGUCUUCAUAUGGUGGUUCACUUCACCCAGCGCCACCUGGAGUCGGUGGGUGACAGUCAUUGGCAUCGCCAUUUGUAUAUUUCUCAUCAACACGGGCCUGCUCAACGGCUUGUUCGAUCAGGCAGCAGCUCCCGUUAGACGACACAUGGACAACUUGAUACCUUUCGCCCAACCGAACCAUGCGCGCGACGCGGUGCCUGCUCCGCCCGGUGGUGAUGGUCAGCCGGCCGUUGCUGCCGGACAGAAUAACACGGGCCCGGAUCCCAUGCACGCGGCUGCGCGGAUGGUGGCGGAUCGGGGGAGGCGGGCCAAUGCCAACUGGCUCAUGGACCAGGUUCGACGACUCGAGAGAGCCGGCCUUCUCUUCCUCGCCAGCAUUGCGCCUGGCGUGGCGGAAAGGCACAUUGCUCAACUAGAAGCUGAAGCUCGGGCGGAACGACAACGCCGCGAGGAAGCAGCCGCAGCAGCAGCAGCAGCCGCCGCCGCCGCGGCAGCGGUAGCGGCAACAGAAACACAAGGAGAUUCUCAGCCGACUAAUUCGGAAGCGGACGUUGGAAUGGGACGGAGUGAGGGAGGUGGGCAGGAUGGUACGAGGGAUACGAGUGGACAUGGGCACGGGGAGCAUGGAGCGGGCAUUAACCAGCCGGAUGCUAGGGGAGAGCCUCUUGUGGCUCUUUGAUGAAACGGAUACAUGGGAUUCGUGUCAUGAGACUUGACGAUGUCCCAUCCGGUGGGUGAGGAUGAGAGAUAUCGGCACAUUCAGCCAUGUCAUCCGUAACGUGAGAUGAAAGUAGUUGCUAUGUGGUGGUGAUCGAGCCACCGCUGAUGUUAGUGGAGGUUUCAUUUUCAACCAAGCGCAAAUACCAAGGCCUCAUGACCAUUACUAUGAUGCCAGAUACAUUAGGGGAAAGAUAUUAUAGUGAAAGCGGGAUCACUGACUCCCUAUGAGAAGCGGCCACCAGCAUUUGUGAGAAAUACUCCGAACUUCCGACGUGCGGGGGAAGAAGCUAAUAAAGCU